CACAACAAACACGUAAUAAUACAUUAAUAAAUAUUCCAACUAAUCUCCUAUCUCAAUUAAUAUUGCAUCCUAUCCUUUCUCCCCUUAUUUGGGAUCCAUAUCUUCAAGGGACUCACUUUUCCUCCACCAUUCAAUUAUUUCUAUUUCUUUAUCAUCUUUCUUUUCUCUAUCAUUCUCUCUACUUGAUUAUCUCUCCCUUCUACCAUCUGUUCUUUUGUGUAGAAGAGGAAGGAGAGAUACGAAGAUCUAAUUUACUAAUUAUUAUAUUUUUCUUUUUACAUCUUUAUUAUAUUUUCGUCUAAUUUUUCUCUAUUCAUUAUCAUUAUCAUCACCAAUAUCGUUAUCGAAUUCAAUUUUUUUUUUCCGAAUGGAAUUCUUCCAAAAGGCGAAAGUGGUGCGCCUUAGGAGCCACCAUGAUAAAUACAUGUUGGCACAUGAAGAUCAAGAAAAUGUCUACCAAGACAGAAAUGGUUGCUACGACAAUGCAAAAUGGACGGUCGAAUUAAUAGAGAACGAAAACAAAGACAACGUGAUAAGAUUGAAGAGUUGUUAUGGAAAAUAUUUAACAGCCUCAAACAUGCCAUUUCUUUUGAAAAGUACGGGUAAAAAAGUGUUGCAAACUUUACCUUUAAGGUUAGGUUCAUCGGUUGAAUGGGAACCUAUUAGAGAUGGGGUACAAGUGAAAUUAAGGACACGUUAUGGACAAUAUCUUCGAGGAAAUGGAGGAUUACCACCUUGGAGAAACACAAUAACACAUGAUGUUCCACAUAGAACUUCAACGGCUAAUUGGAUUUUUUGGGAUGUUGAUAUUGUGGAACUUAGGCCAAAACAAUUAGGACAAGUUCCUAAGCCAAGACCAAGGCCUACACCAAUUACACCACCAAAUCGUUGUUUGAAUAAUUCAAUUAUUUCGACAACAACGACAACAUCAACAGAAAAUUCUUUUCCUUCUCCUUCGUUCUCACCAAUUUCGGAGUCGGAUAAUGGACCCCUUGUCAAAAUUGAUCUAAGAUCUCCUCGAACACCCGAGGCGUAUUUUGAAUUUAUAGAUGAGUCCCCAUCACCAAUGAAAGAAGGGAGGGUUAUAUUUUAUGAUGUUGGUAAUGAAAAUGGUGAGGUUGAUGAUGCAAGUAAAGGGUCAUUCUUUACCUUUAAAGGAAGUUGUUUGAAUGAAUUGAAGGAGAAGUUGAUGGAGGAAACUGGACUUAAUCGUAUUCUUGUUUGUUGUCGAAAUCCAUUGAAUGCUAAACUUUAUCCCCUUCUUUUGCAUCUACCUCCUAACAAUAUUGACAUGCAUGUUGUUGUGGUUCCUUCCCCAUUUAGAGUCAAUGAUGCCAAGAGUUCACAAUCAUGUAAGCUGUUUAAUGUUAGUAUGUACACUUAUUAAUGAAAACUUCAAGAGUGCUAAUGAAGCAACUAAUGAGACAUUCAAACCAUAAGGCACAAGGGCAAUCAAAAAGCACAAACUAGCUAUUUGAAAUGUAAUAUGCAAAUUGAUGAUUUUAUUUUCUCUUAAGUUAUUAACUAGGAAUUAUGUGUUGUUCUUGCCAGAACUAAAUAUUGGUAUAACUCUAUAUAAAGUUACAAUUUAUGUGAA
This is a messenger RNA of Cicer arietinum (chickpea), 1597 nucleotides long. RefSeq lists its product as uncharacterized. The record is from RefSeq and is a predicted model, not a curated record. NCBI's taxonomy places the organism in Eukaryota, Viridiplantae, Streptophyta, Magnoliopsida, Fabales, Fabaceae.